UUUUUCGAUUGGACGUGGCGAAUGUUUUGCUGCUGCUAAAUUUUAGGAAACUUUGUUCCGGCCGAAAGCAAGUUGCCGAAAUGGGUCUGUGCAAGUGUCCCAAGCGCCAGGUGACGACCCAGUUCUGCUUCGAGCACCGCGUCAACGUGUGCGAAAACUGCAUGGUCGUGAAUCACGCAAAGUGCACCGUUCAGUCCUACAUUCAGUGGCUCAAGGACAGUGACUUUGACUCGUCGUGCACCCUUUGCGGGAGCCUGCUGGACGACGAGGACUGCGUCCGGUUGAUUUGCUACCAUGUCUUUCACUGGAAGUGUCUUGCGGCGAGGCAGCAGUCGCUGCCGGCGAAUACGGCCCCCGGUGGGCACACCUGCCCCUGCUGCAACGAUCCGAUCUUUCCGCCGGCGAAUUUGGUUUCGCCCGUGGCCGACGUGCUGCGGACACGUCUCGGGCAGGCCAACUGGGCGCGGAACGUGCUGGAACUUCCGUUGUUACUCGAGGACAAACAGGACUACUCCGGCUUCUCAACGGCGACCACGACGACCAGCUCCAGCGCCGGAGUUCACAACAACGGUAACAUCUUCGCCAACAGCAUGGCCCAAAGCCGAUCGACGCUGCUGGCCGCGAGCGCCAGCAGCGCAACGAACAACUCGACCAACAACAGCCGACCCGAGAGUCCCCACUUGAUCGUCAACAUGGACAGUUACGGAGGCGGCGCGGCCGCGUCCUCGGCGCUAGACUUUCAAGCAAGCAGCCGGCGUCCCCUCCUGGCGCGCGAGUCCCCCAUCGGCGGUUCCGACCGGGACGACAACAAGUACAAGCGCCGCACCCCGCAGGAAAUCUUCUCGCGCUGGUCGCGCCGCUUUUACGCGCCCUCGUCGAAACCGCCCUGGCGCCGCACCUGGUUCCUCGUGCUGAGCGGCUGCAUCGGCUUCGUGUGCAUCAUCUACGUGCUGGCCACGCUCGGGCGGCGCGGAACCGACGGCGAGAUGGCACUCAUCUACAACCGGAAUCUGCCCCACGAGGAAUGAUGGGGGGCCGGGAAGUCAUUCCAGAAAAAAAGAAACCCAAUUUAUAUGCUGCGUCAAAUGUGUAACUAUUUAGCAUCCCCGUUAUCAUAAUUUUAUACAUUAUACUGUGUCUGCUGAUUAUAAUUAACUCAAA
Culex quinquefasciatus (southern house mosquito) is the source of this 1161-nucleotide messenger RNA. RefSeq names its product zinc finger protein-like 1 homolog. Gene Ontology annotation, cellular component: Golgi apparatus. Lineage: Eukaryota; Metazoa; Arthropoda; Insecta; Diptera; Culicidae. The transcript is spliced from 5 exons. The record is from RefSeq and is a predicted model, not a curated record. Bases 81 to 1028 code for a protein of 315 amino acids.